Messenger RNA from Penicillium psychrosexuale, 336 nucleotides. RefSeq lists its product as uncharacterized. The record is from RefSeq and is a predicted model, not a curated record. The transcript has a single exon. The coding region runs from base 1 to 336 and encodes 111 amino acids. Lineage: Eukaryota; Fungi; Ascomycota; Eurotiomycetes; Eurotiales; Aspergillaceae.
AUGCAUCCCCAGCCUCGCGAGCGACAACAUGAGCCGCCUGGUCAGCACAUGGGCCGCGAGCAGGUAAGCUGCUCAAGAGCUUUCGUUUGUCGUCCACCAGCCGCUACCCGGUCAGCUUCUGCAGAUCUCGUCGGACGGCGUCAGUGUGGGGCCGGCUUAUCGUGCACCUGGCACCCGAAAUCCGGCUUGCUCUACGAGCUCGAAUCCGCGCGGGCCGGCGCCGAUCUAUUUCCCCUGGCUAUCUCACCCGAGUGCCAACUUCUUGCGUGCCGCUCCGACACGGGCCGAGGUGUGCGACCUUGGAAACGCGACGGUUCAGUGCGGGCGGCGGUAUGA